UAUUAGUAACUGAAAGAAAAAAUAAAUCUGUUUUACGUAUUUUCGUAAUUGAUAAUUGUACAAUCUCACCAUGUCGGUUUGUACUCGCCGGAUAAUUACCGGCGAAUUGUCGUCGCCGAUAGCAAGGUAUCAUAUUCCGGUAACAAAACUUCCAGCUGUCCGGUCACCGGAUUAUCUCUCUUCCACAUAUGUUCGUUAUUUCGUAAGCAAUACUCGCCGGCCGACCUCAAUCGUUAGCAGAUCAACGAGAACGAAAUUUUACGUAAUUGCGGCAGCGGAAUCGACCGGUGUAUUCCGCCGCCGCGGACUCGAUGGCGGAGAGAAUGGGAAAUGGAGGACGAGGAGGAGGUGUGCGGUGGGAGAUCAGGUUGUGGAGAUUAAUGAGAACCGGAAAAGUAGUAAUCGACGGGUGGAGGUGGCGGUUGCAGCGACGGCUACGGUGGUGCUAGGUGUAGGGAAUCGCGUGCUUUACAAGUUGGCGUUAGUGCCUUUGAAGAACUAUCCUUUCUUCUUGGCUCAACUCGCCACUUUCGGAUAUGUACUCGUAUACUUCUCUAUCUUAUACGUACGGUAUCAUACUGGCAAGGUUACUGAUGAAAUGCUUUCCCUUCCAAAAAUUCCAUAUGUUGCUGUUGGUCUAUUAGAGGCUCUUGCUGCUGCGUCUGGCAUGGCAGCUGGAGCUAUUCUUUCCGGGGCCACAAUUCCAAUACUCUCACAGAGCUUUCUUGUGUGGCAACUUCUCCUGUCUUUUAUUUUCCUUGGAAGAAGAUAUAGCCUCAACCAGUUGUUUGGGUGCUUUCUCGUGUCUGUUGGUGUUAUAGUAACUGUAGCAAGUGGAUCUAGUGCUGGAUCUUUGAUGGACGGUGGUGUAUUUUGGAGUCUUUUGAUGAUAGUUUCUUUUUUGUUACAAGCUGCGGAUACUGUCUUGAAGGAAGUAAUAUUCCUGGAUGCUGCUAAAAGGCUGAAGGGAGGUACUGUUGAUCUGUUUGUUGUGAACUCGUUUGGAUCGGCUUACCAGGCAGUUUUUAUAUGCCUUCUCCUCCCAUUUUUGUCGAAGUUAUGGGGUGUUCCAUUUACUCAACUGCCAAACUAUCUUAGAGAUGGUGCUGCAUGCUUUUUGAACAUCGGCACAUUAUCCAGUGGGUGUGCUGGUGCACCUCUUCUACCGCUGCUGUUUAUCAUUGUCAACAUGGGUUACAAUAUAUCAUUGUUACAUCUGCUUAAGAUUUCCUCUGCUGUGCUAUCUUGUCUCGCGUCUACAGUUUCAGUACCAAUAUCAGUCUUUUUAUUCACAUUACCAUUACCAUAUCUUGGCGUUGCGUCCUCCCUCCCACCCGGUUUCAUUUCAGGAGCCAUCAUCCUCGUCAUAGGAAUGCUUGUCUAUACUUGGAGGCCAUCAAGUCGCCUAAAAAAUCAGGAAGUUGAUUGCCACUGUUAACU
Solanum verrucosum is the source of this 1440-nucleotide messenger RNA. RefSeq names its product protein CLT1, chloroplastic-like. The record is from RefSeq and is a predicted model, not a curated record. The transcript has 10 exons. Bases 71 to 1438 code for a protein of 455 amino acids. Lineage: Eukaryota; Viridiplantae; Streptophyta; Magnoliopsida; Solanales; Solanaceae.